AUGCAGCUUCCUCACUACAUCAUGCAGCUUCCUCUCUUCAACAAAGUGAUUCCUCUCUUCUUCAAAGUACUUCCUCUCUUGAUCAAGAUGCUUCCUCUCUUCAUCAAGAUGCUUCCUCUCUUCAACAAUGUACUUCCUCUCUUGCUCAAGAUGCAGCUUCCUCUCUUCAACAAAGUGCUUCCUCUCUUCAUCAAGGUGCUUCCUCUCUUCAUCAAGAUGCUUCCUCUCUUCAACAAUGUACUUCCUCUCUUGAUCAAGAUGCUUCCUCACUCCAUCAUGCAGCUUCCUCUCUAG
This is a messenger RNA of Trichomonas vaginalis G3, 294 nucleotides long. RefSeq names its product SLEI family protein family. NCBI's taxonomy places the organism in Eukaryota, Parabasalia, Trichomonadida, Trichomonadidae. The coding region runs from base 1 to 294 and encodes 97 amino acids. The transcript has a single exon. The record is from RefSeq and is a predicted model, not a curated record.